CAUUUGUGAUGCGCGAGGAGGUGGAGCGUCACCACAGAUCUGGUGUGAAUGCUUUGCAGUUUGAUCCGCUGCUCAACAGACUGUACUCUGCGGGGAGAGACUCCAUCAUUCGAAUAUGGAACACGAGAACAAACAAGGAUCCCUACAUCCUGUCCAUGGAGCAUCAUACUGACUGGGUGAACGACAUCGUCCUCUGCUGCAAUGGCAGAACAUUAAUCUCAGCCUCCAGUGAUACAACCGUCAAAGUGUGGAACGCUCAUAAAGGGUUUUGUAUGUCAACGUUACGGACACAUAAGGAUUAUGUGAAGGCGCUUGCAUAUGCGAGAGACCGAGAGCAGGUGGCGUCUGCUGGACUAGACCGAGCCAUCUUCCUGUGGGAUGUUAACACUCUGACCGCCCUCACCGCAUCAAACAACACCGUCACUACGUCAAGUCUGACGGGGAACAAGGACUCGAUCUACAGCCUGACAAUGAACCCUCCUGGGACUGUGAUUGUGUCCGGAUCCACGGAGAAAGUGCUCCGAGUGUGGGACCCUCGCACAUGUCAGAAGCUGAUGAAGUUGAAAGGACACACAGAUAAUGUGAAAGCAUUGGUUCUAAACCGAGAUGGAACACAGUGUUUGUCGGGUAGCUCUGAUGGCACAAUCAGGUUGUGGUCACUUGGUCAGCAGCGGUGUGUGGCCACGUUCAGGGUGCAUAAUGAGGGAGUGUGGGCACUACAGGCUAAUGAAUCGUUCUCUAUUGUGUAUUCUGGUGGGAGGGACCGUCAGAUCUGGGCUACUGACAUCAAGAACCCUGACAACAGAACACUUAUUUGUGAAGAAAAGUUUCCAGUUUUAAAACUUGAACUCCACACAGAGCAGCCAUCGUUAUGGGUGGCCACUACCGACUCCAGUAUUAGGAACUGGCCAAUCAAAGUCCCCAAUGCCAGAACAUCAGGAGAAUAUGAUAAUGAAAGUUACCAUCCAGCUUUUACACAGCCUGAUUUUACAAUUAAAGGAGGUCCAAGUAUUCGUCAGUACUACGUGUUAAACGACAAACGUUUUAUUCUCACAAAAGACACAGAUGAUUGUGUUGCAUUGUGGGAUGUUUUAACGGCAAGGAAAGUUGAAGACUUGGGAAAGAAAGAUUUUGAAGAGGAGAUAAAGGCCAGAGUGAAGACUGUGUAUGUUCCGAACUGGUUCUCCGUGGAUCUUAAGACUGGGCUACUGACAAUCCACUUGGAGGAGUCGGACUGUUUUGCAGCCUGGAUGUCAAUACGAGAACUUGGUCUUCCAAUGUCCCCUGAUGCCCCAGAGACUAAAAUUAACAUCGGCAGUGCCCUACUACAGGCUUUGCUGGAACACUGGCCAAAAGCUCAGGCUGAGGACCCUCAAGAUGGCAGUGCCGGCACAGACAAGUCCUCCGCUUCCAACCCCAUGUUUAGUGUGCCUGGUCACACACCUGUGAUAUUUAGUGAGGUCGGAGGUCGCACGUUGUUCCGGCUGCUGUGCCGGGAUGCUGGCGGCGAGACGGAGCAGAUGCUGCUGAAUGAGACUGUCCCCGCCUGGGUCGUUGAUGUGGUCGUCCAGAAGAACAUGCCCAAGUUCAACAAGAUCCCCUUCUUUCUCCAACCCCACCCCAGUACCGGCAUCAAACCAAUCAAAAAGGACCGACUGUCGGCAAGCGACAUGAUCCAGGUGAGGAAGGUCAUCGAGCACGUAUAUGAGAAGGUGCUGGGUCAAGGGUCAGAUGCAGGGUCGCAGACGGCCAACAGUAAUGGAGGUCAGGAGAAGGAAGGAGAGAAGGAGGAAGACUUGGCGUCUAUUGCAGAGGAGAAGGUGGAACUUACCUGUAACGAUCAGGUGUUGGACCCAAAUAUGGACUUAAGAACAGUGAAGCACUUCAUCUGGAAGCAGACAGGCGACCUCACACUACAUUAUCGUCCUCUCGCAAAGAAAGACUUCCAGUCCUUCUGCAAAUAUUCCUCUAUGAAUGCUGGAGAGAGUUAAGACUGCCACCACAAAUCUCAAAUAUAUGUGCAUUCAGUCUGUAAAUGGCAGUCAGUUUCCAGAGUCAGUUUACAGAAUCAGGCUGUUGCCCUCGAGACAGUAUGAACCAGCGACACUCUCUGUAUGAACUUGCCAUGUACAGGAUGUUACCAAUAGUCUUGGCUACUUGGGACAUGAAUAGGUCAGCCAUCCACAUUAGCUAGGUCAUAUAUGCAUAUAUACAAGUAAGCAUUUAAGUCAAGGUGUUAAUGUUCAAAGAUUUACCAGUCACCUUUUGAUAGGGAAAAUCAGGCAUGUCAUUCUAUAUAAACAUACACCUGACAAUUUGAGAAACAACUUUGUGUAUUAUGGAAAGCUACAAAUAUCUGUAUGAGAAUGGGAGGUUUAUACUGUGUAUGCUGUACUACCUGACCCCAUGCUUUCCCUAUAGAUAGUCUAAUGUCAAAACAAAAAUAUUCUACUCCGAAGAAUUUAAAUUGAACACCAGUUUCUCUCAUUACUACUUGUUACUAUAGUUGUUCUGUCAUGUCAUGUUGACUAUAGCAAUAUGAACAAAAAUUGGGUGUUAUUUAAAUUCUUUGAGUAGUAUGUUCAAAUUGCAUGACCAAUUAGCUAUGAGCAAUUCCACUUUUCCUGGUCCCAAAUGAAUAUAUUUUGUAUGUCCUGAGCCUUGGAAUGUUCAAUAUUCAUUCAGGAGGGACAGAUAAUCAUAUUAUGUAUGGCAGAUAGAAUAUUCUGUAUGCAUAUAGAUGAUGGACAAAAUUUUCUGCUAAGAAAAUGUCAAAACUGAGGUUUUCCCAUUCGCAACUGGAGAUCACAAUAGCUCAGUCCAUUGCUGGGAAGAUGUCACAUUAAUUGACUGUGAUGUAUGAUGUUGUCUUCAAAUACUUGAGACACUGCCUUGGCAGGUUGAGACGUUUAUUGUCUGUUUCACAGUGUGCAUUGAUUGCUACACCUUGGUUAAUGUGGCCCAGGUUGCUCAGGUCCAGACUUGAUUGCUACAGGUGAGCAUGCAAUAUGGGGAAAUAUGUACUCAAUCAGGCUAGUCACAAGAUUCGUAAUUACUUGAAAAGCUUGGGAGUCACAGGGUUUGAAUUGAUAGUUAUUGAUAAUUGCAUCCCUGUCUCAAACAUCAGUCCUAAUUGUUUUUAUGAGCCAUUUAUUGCCAUUUAAUUCUUUCUGUUAACUGAUUGCAUGGUCAAAUGAUGGAGGCACAUGUUGAAAGCACAGCGGACAGUUUAGGGCUGUGGACCCAAGAAAGCUGGAAAGGAUCGUGUGUUUGAUCUCAUAUGCCUGGUUCACAUUUGCCCUGCGAUGGGUCUAUGGCGCCCGUAAACUACCCGUAGCUCCAUUUCCUUGCGGUGGCAGGCGAUGGCUGUACGAUUAUCGCAUGAUUCUACGGGCGCCUUAGCCUCUACGAUUUUGUCAGACAGCGACAUUUGACAAAUUUGAAAAAGUCGUAAGCCUGUAGCCCGGUGAUCAUACGGUGAUCGCAGGAUCGUGCGAUAUCCAUGGAAAAUUGUAGACUACUUUAUCGUAUGGUGCCCGUGGGAAAUGUGAUCCCAGUCGUAAUUAUAUACUUUGUAAAUUUAUGUAGGUGCAAAUAAUGGUAUUUUGUACUACUUUUAAUAAUAUAGAAAUCUAUAUUUGGAAAUCUAUAUUGGCCAUAGCUUGUGGACAUCAAAUUUUCAGUUGUAAUCAGAUGUUGAGUUGUAACAUAGGUUCAUGGACAUGACUGUUCAUUCGGUGCAAUGAACAGCAGCAUCCUCACCAGAGACAUAAUCUCCAUCAUAAUAUUUAUACUGAUAUCAUUUGACGGUUAAUACCUCGGCCAUUAUAGUUGUUACCGCCUGCUUGUAUGUCUGAACCCUUAGUUGUGAUAUGUGGGAUUGAAUCUUAUAUCUACCCUGAUAUCAUUGAUUGUGGGGUUAAAUCCAAGAUCCACCCUGAUAUCAAUGAUUGUGGGGGGAUAUCCUAGAUCCACCCUGUUACUCACAAUUUGGGGGAGGGAUCCUGGAUCCACCCUGAUAUCCAUAAUUGUGGGAUGGAAUCCUUGGGCCACUAUGAUAUCCAUGAUUGUGGGAUGGAAUCCUUGGGCCAACAUCAUAUCUAUGAUUGUGGGCUGGAAUCCUUGGGCCACCAACAUAUCCAUGAUUGUGGGAUGGAAUCCUUGGGCCACCAUCAUAUCUAUGAUUGUGGGAUGGAAUCCUUGGGCCACCAACAUAUCCAUGAUUGUUGGAUGGAAUCCUUGGGCCACCAUCACAUCCAUGAUUGUUGGAUUAAAUCCUUGGGCCACCAUCACAUCCAUAAUUGUGGGCUGGAAUCCUUGGGCCACCAACAUAUCUAUGAUAGUGGGUCGGAAUCCUUGGGCCACCAACAUAUCUAUGAUUGUGGGGUGGAAUCCUUGGGCCACCAUCAUAUCCAUAAUUAUAGGAUGGAAUCCUGUAUCCACCCUGAUACGCACGAUUGUCCAAAUUAACUUACGGUACCAACAGAAAUGAACAUUACAUUAACUCAGCUUAAUUGGGCCUGUUGUAUUUCCACAUACUAUUGUACAUGUCUUGUAAAUUUGGUUCAUGAGUGAAGCCUUAGUUGACCAGGGUGUUUUGGUUUGUCUGCACUGUCCUGCAGGUUUUCACCAAAUCAAUUGUAUCAGUCUCAGACUUGCCAUACUUCAGGCCGCCAGCUGGCAGGCUGGCAUAGAACUAAAUUUCUGUUCAACAGCAUUAAACCAGUCACUGGCGUCAUUCUAUGAAGGUUCUGCAGAAGGGUUGAGAAACUUCAGUGCCAACUUUAUGUAUUCCUUUUGUUGGUUUACAAGGCUGAUAGACCUAUAAAAAACAACCUCAAAUUUGAAAAAAAUAAUAAAACCACUUGAUGUUUUGGGUAAUCUGAUGUAUAAAAUUUAAAAAAGAAGGCGUAAGAUUUUAUCACUGUGGUUCAUAAGAAAUGGAGAAUAACACAUGUAAAAAUCCCUAUUCAAACAAUAACAAUUGACUAUCUUCAGAUAUCUUAUCAUGAUUUUCAUUUCUCAUUAAUAGCUGCACUGAUCUGUAUGUAUUUUGUGUGCUUACAUUCAAUUUUAGAGUAUUUGUUUUGUUAACCAACCUAUAAGAAAUACAUGCAAGAAUCUCCAGCGAGGGAUGUAGCACAUAUGGUCUCACCUUAGGCAAGCGACUUUGUUCAAAAUUGACUCUGUUCACCCAGCAGUGAAUGGGUACCCGGUGGGAUGGAAUGGUCAUAUGACUGUUACCUCCUAGCGCUGCACUAGGUGUGUGGGUUGUAAUGAACACUGAUCCAUUGACCGGGGUAAUAAUGCUAGUGUUUUGAACAUAUACCUUGUGUAUGGAUGUAAAGCAAUGUAAGUACACCACACCUUAUUAUGGAUUUGUAUUUUCUGCCGUUUGACCAUGAGGUGUGUUUGGAUGGAAGUGUUUGUUGCCAUGCUUGUUGUCAAAUGAAUAUACUAGUGUUGUCAUCAGCAUGUACUCUAUUACAACAAUUCUAAUUGUUGAGGUGUGAGUACAAUUUGUUUUGAAGAGCUACUGUCUAUUCCGUAAUGUGGUUUGCCUGAAUGAAUGUCAAAACUAUGCUCCGUUUUGUAAGUGGCCAUUCUUUGUUGUUUGAGAGCCUCAGAACUGGAUUAAUGUGAUAUUUGAGAGUAAAUAUUUUGUAAUGUGGAACUAUCUGGCUAGGUCAAAAUCUAAAAGUCUGGAUAUUAUGGGGGAAUGUUGCCCCAAUUAUACCGAGAGAUGAAACCCAGUCCUACAGACCCACCGGAGUGAUUUGCUAGAGCAGAGGUACAGAGGGUCACAUGUUUAUGUGGGGUCGGUUGGAAGCUGUAACAUGAAUCAUGUUUUCUGUAAGGGAAUAUUAUAGUUACUUGGAGGAUCUUACAGAACAGGUGCUGUUUGCACUAGAUUCACAUCCUCGAACAUCACUUUGUCUGCCGGCUCAAGUAAUGUCUAGCAGUAACAGUUCAUGAAGUCAAGACGAUGUAUAGGUAUCAGACAGGGU
This is a messenger RNA of Haliotis rubra (blacklip abalone), 6008 nucleotides long. Its product is annotated as WD repeat-containing protein 48-like. The record is from RefSeq and is a predicted model, not a curated record. Gene Ontology annotation, molecular function: ubiquitin binding. NCBI's taxonomy places the organism in Eukaryota, Metazoa, Mollusca, Gastropoda, Lepetellida, Haliotidae. Gene Ontology annotation, biological process: protein deubiquitination; double-strand break repair via homologous recombination.